UUGCUCCCCUUCUCUGCUAGUGACUUUCCACGUCCCCCAGCCUCUAGUCCGCCGCCCAUUCCCUUCUAGGCCCGAAGCUUCUUCCCUCUGGGGACCACGGUGCCCCCUUCGCAGCUAUUUCGUUGUGCCCGGAACCUGCACUUCAGGGAACAGCGAGGCAAAGAAAACCAGCAAAACCAUGGCGACUCCUUCUGCUGCCUUUGAGGCCCUUAUGACUGGAGUGACGAGCUGGGAUGUUCCUGAGGAAGCUGUCCCAUGUGAACUGCUUCUUAUUGGAGAGGCUUCAUUUCCUGUGAUGGUGAAUGACAUGGGCCAGGUCCUCAUUGCUGCCUCUUCCUAUGGCAGAGGUCGCAUGGUGGUAGUAGCUCAUGAGGACUACUUGGUGGAAAGCCAGCUCUUUGUCUUUCUUGUCAAUGCUGUGGGGUGGCUUCGUUCCUCCUCUGAGUCUGCCAUUGGUAUACACUCAUCCUUAGCACCAUUGGUGAAAAUCCUCGAGAGCUGUGGAAUAGACUCAACGAUUGAGCCCGAAGUGAAUGACUCCCUGGGAGUUUACUGCAUUGAUGCCUACAAUGAAAGCAUGACUGAUAAGCUGGUCCAGUUUGUGAAACGUGGAGGGGGCUUGCUCAUAGGAGGCCAAGCCUGGGAUUGGGCUAACCAGGGCGAAGAUGAAAGAGUUCUGUUCACAUUUCCUGGGAAUCUGGUGACCAGUGUGGCUGGUGUGUACUUCACUGAAAUCAAGGCUGACACAAGUUUCUAUAAAGUUUCUAAGAAGAUGCCUAAGAUCCCUGUCUUAGUUAGUUGUGAAGAUGACCUCUCAGAUGACAGAAGUGAACUUCUGCGUGGCAUCUCAGAUCUGGACAUCACCAACUCGGACUGUUUCCCAUCCCAGCUACUAGUGCAUGGGGCUUUGGCUUUUCCCUUAGGGCUAGAUACCUACCAUGGGUGUGUGAUAGCAGCUGCCCGCUAUGGCCGGGGCCGAGUGGUUGUAACUGGUCAUAAGGUGUUAUUCACUGUGGGUAAACUUGGCCCAUUUCUGCUCAAUGCUGUCCGUUGGCUGGAUGGGGGCCGCAAAGGCAAGAUUGUGGUGCAGACAGAGCUAAGAACACUAAGUGGUCUGCUUGCAGUCGGGGGUAUAGACACCAGCAUUGAGCCCCAGCUGACCAGUGAUGCAAGUGUCUAUUGCUUUGAACCCACGAGUGACGUGGGGGUUAAGGAGCUGCAGGAGUUUGUAGCAGAGGGUGGCGGGCUGUUUGUUGGAGCCCAAGCCUGGUGGUGGGCCUUUAAGAACCCAGGAGUGUCCCCUCUGGCUCGCUUCCCAGGAAACCUGCUCCUCAACCCUUUUGGCAUCAGUAUCACAAGCCAAAGCCUCAACCCAGGCCCAUUCCGCACCCCUAAGUUGGGAGUAAGGACCUAUCACUUCCGCUCGACCCUGGCAGAGUUUGAGGUGAUAAUGGGCAGGAAGAGAGGGAAUGUGGAGAAGGGCUGGCUAGCCAAGCUGGGACCAGAUGGGGCAGCUUUCCUGCAGAUUCCUGCAGAGGAGAUCCCUGUUUACAUGUCCGUGCACCGACUCCUGCGGAAGCUGCUGAGCCGCUAUCGGCUCCCAGUGGCAACCCGAGAAAACCCUGUAAUCAAUGACUGUUGUAGGGGGGCCAUGCUUUCCCUGGCCACAGGUCUGGCCCACUCUGGAAGUGACCUCUCACUACUAGUCCCAGAAAUUGAAGACAUGUACAGCAGCCUCCAUCUGCGCCCCCCAGAGUCUCCCAUCACCGUGGAUAUCAACUGCACCAAUCGAGGCACACGAUACUGCUGGAUGAGCACUGGACUCUAUAUACCCGGAAGGCAAGUCAUAGAGGUCUCCUUGCCUGAAGAAGCUGCCUCGGCUGAUCUGAAGAUACAAAUCGGCUGUCAUACUGAUGACCUGACCAGGGCCAGCAAGUUGUUCCGAGGCCCCCUUGUGAUUAACAGAUGUUGCUUAGACAAGCCCGUGAAAUCAAUCACCUGCCUCUGGGGUGGUCUCCUUUAUAUCAUCGUGCCUCAGCAUAGCAAGUUGGGGUCUGUGCCCAUCUCAGUGAAGGGGGCUGUCCGUGCUCCAUACUUCAAGCUAGGGGAAACAACCCAGGCAGAAUGGAGGAGGCGUCUCCAGGAACAUCCUGGUCCAUGGGGAGAGCUGGCCACCAACAACAUCAUCCUGACUGUGCCAACUGCAAAUCUUCGAGCUCUGGACAAUCCCGAGUCCCUGCUUCGCCUCUGGGACGAAGUGAUGAAGGCUGUGGCGAGGCUGGGUGGAGAGCCUUUCCCUUUGCGGCUGCCACAGAGGAUUGUGGCAGAUGUGCAGAUCUCAGUCGGCUGGAUGCAUGCAGGGUAUCCCAUCAUGUGCCAUCUGGAGUCAGUGCAGGAGCUCAUCAAUGAGAAGAUCAUCAGGACCAAGGGACUGUGGGGCCCUGUGCAUGAGCUGGGCCGCAACCAGCAGAGGCAGGAGUGGGAGUUCCCGCCACACACCACUGAAGCCACCUGCAACCUGUGGUGUGUUUAUGUACAUGAAACAGUGCUGGGCAUACCUCGAAGCCGUGCCAAUAUUGCCCUGUGGCCCCCUGUUCGGGAAAAGAGAGUCCGAAUCUACCUGAGCAAGGGACCCAAUAUAAAGAACUGGACUGCCUGGACUGCAUUGGAAACAUACUUACAGCUCCAAGAGGCCUUUGGUUGGGAGCCAUUUAUUCGCCUCUUCACGGAGUACAGAAGCCAGACCAACAUGCCCUCGGAUAAUGCCGACAAAAUGAAUCUGUGGGUGAAGUUGUUCUCCCAGCAAGUGCAGAAGAAUCUGGCUCCGUUCUUUGAGUCCUGGGCCUGGCCCAUCCACAAGGAAGUGGCUACCAGCCUAGCCUAUCUGCCUGAGUGGAAGGAAAAUAUAAUGAAACUGUACCUCCUCACACAGAUGUAAGAAGUGCCCAUCGAGGUGGCAGGUAGAGAGGUUUGGGGAGGCCCCACUGAAACUGAAGUGAAGGAAUGCAAGAGAGAACUGAAACCAUGCAGCAAAGGAAUCUAAAAGCAUUUGGGUGGAGAAGAUCUCAACACAUUUCUGGAAGAGAUAAAGUAAAUGAAGCUUGUUAAUGAAUGGGAAACAUGAAGGCACAUUUCAGACAGAAUACCCAGAUCUGACCACCGUAACCCCAAAGAGACUUGAGCACUAGAAAAGUCUAGCUACUAAAUAAUUGUACCAGUUGUAAAUUGACCCCCAUUCUAUUCUGCCCCAACUCUUGUACAUAGAACACAGAAAAUCUCCCAUUGGUCCUAGUGAAGCUGUCUUUGUUCUUGUUGUUUGAAUAAAGGAAUCAAAUAAACCACCUGAGGAGAGGUAAGAAUUAGUGCUCCAGAUGAUAUUUUUUUCGUGGAUGUAAGUGGCUCCCUAGGCUGUCUGUUAAUUUUCUUCUGAGCAUUGAGGCCCCUACUCACAUAACCAGGGCUUCUAGUCAUAACAGAGAUUUGCUAGAGAAACAGGAGUCUUUUACAAAGGCAAUAGUUAGCACGGUUCUUAAUGUGUGUUUUCUGAUAGGAAUUUCCAUGCAUAGAAGGAACCAAGGGAGACUCAUAAGAAAAAUAACCACUUAGAUGUAAAAAAAAAUUGAAAAAGUAUUAUAAAGUAAAGGAAACAAAGCUCGUAUGGGAAAAAAAUCCUUAAAAUUCUGACCAUCUCUCCAGAGAGAUUUGAGGUGCAUUUGUAAGAUAAUAUACUAAGAGAAAAUUCCGAACAUUUGUAAAGCAAAAUAAGAUUGCCAAAAAUAUUCCAUAGAUAGGCUGGAAAAUGAAGUAGAAUGAAUCUCCCGAUAUAUGCAGAAAAAUGAAAUAACAAACAAUAGGAAGGAAGGAAAGAGAAAUAGACAAUCACUGUUUAACCAUUGUGAGUUCCCAGAAGACAGGAUAUAGAUAGCAUGGAUGAAGAGUGAAGAAGAAAGACUUGAGGAAUACCAGACUGAGGGGACCCAAUACCAACUACAUCUAGGUACAGUGCUAAGAAAACUUGGAAUGGUAGGGUUAGAGAGAACUUACUCCGAGUUCCCAGGGAAGAGAGGACAACUGAGCCAAGCCUGGAUGAGAAGAGCCUGGCAAUGUCAGCUGAAUGCUAGAAGUCAAGGGAGUAAUUGUGUUUACUUGUGUUCACUUUUGAAAACUUUUGUUUCCAGAACUCCAUAUAGGUCAGACUGAUGAGAGCAAUGUAAAAAUAAAGAUAUCUGUGGACAGGUGAGUUUUUAGAAAACCUACUUCUCUCCUUUGUACCAUUAUUAAGGAAGUUUUCCAUUUAAAAAAAUAAGAAUGAAAGUCCAAAAAAAAAGAGGAGGAAAGAGGACCUGGCCACCAGUGGACCUCACCCAGGAUGUCUCCGUCUAGAGUGGUAGUUAUCUAAUAGAAAAGAACACAACCUUGGACUCUGAGAAGAAUGUGCCAGAGUAAUACUGAGUAAAUGAGACAUUUGGAAAUGUGGAGGACAUACAGUCUUUUAUCACAAAAAAAUAAAUAAAUAAACAAACAAACCAUCAAGAAAUUUAGGCUCAACUGUGAAGAAGAACAAAAUGAGAUAGGAUUUUGAAGACUUGUGGACUAUGAGAAGAGACUUGAUUGGUCAUUGGCAGUAGGUAGGUAAGUUUCUUUUCCAAUGGUACAGGCAUCAUGACAUUGGGAGUGUAGGAACAUGUAUAUCUUCCACUUGGCUCAGUAAAAUGAAUUUUAAUAGCCAAAAUAAUAUAGAUGCCACUUAUAGAUCUUCAGUAUGGACCCACCUAUGAACAAAGCCUGAAAGUCUAAAUGUUUUACCCAGAAGAGAAAUUGAAUUGAUAUCAGCCAGCUGAGGCACAGGAAAGUGGAGACUGAAUUAGUUGGGAGAAGAGAAGUAGAAGGAAGAGUGGGGCUACUUGAAUAUUCAAAGUGGGGUUGUAUAGACACUGUCUUCAAUUAAUGGAACACAACUACAUGGUUAGUGUCCUGGCCAAUGCUAUAUGUUAGACCCUCAAAAGAAUUAAAAAAUGGUAUACCUAUCAAACAUUUAGAGAAGGGCAGGCAGGGAAAGGUGGAGAUGCUGUACGUUAAAUUCUUAUCUUUUGUAAGGGUGAAUUAUUAAAGAUUGUCUACAGUUAAUAAGUCAAGAGAUUAUUGUUCAAACAUGUUAUUUAAAGGUAGGAAGUUAGCCACCAGAAGAUCCAAAAGUAGAUAUUGUUAAAAGCAUCUAGGAAAUGGGAUUAGAGAAGAGGGUGGGAUAGGAAACUCUGUUUUCAUUUCAAGUUCCUCUGUACUAUUUAAUUUUUUACCUUGUGCAUGUAUUACUUGGACAAGUUUGUAAUAAACUGAAAUAAAACAUC
Molecule: messenger RNA, 5348 nt
Organism: Peromyscus maniculatus bairdii (prairie deer mouse)
Lineage: Eukaryota; Metazoa; Chordata; Mammalia; Rodentia; Cricetidae
Source: RefSeq, a predicted model, not a curated record